Pelodiscus sinensis (Chinese soft-shelled turtle) is the source of this 3560-nucleotide messenger RNA. NCBI's taxonomy places the organism in Eukaryota, Metazoa, Chordata, Testudines, Trionychidae. The record is from RefSeq and is a predicted model, not a curated record.
UUUCGAAAUAACGCUGCUAUGUAGACAUGCCCUUACUUUUUCUUCACUGCUUUAGUUUCUUGUGUAAGAUUCAUGGCAAGUGCAAGCUUCUCUAUUCUAAAUCUUUGGGCUUCUGGGAAUGGUUCUUUGCAACAGUUGGUUGUCAGACUGUUUAUCUUAGGGAUCAUUGUUGGAGACACGUCUGUGGCUUUUCUUUUUAUAUUGUAUGUGCUAUGUCUCAUGGGGGAAAAUAAUAGGCAUACUGUGAAUGGCUUACAGUUACAGUAUUAGUAAGAGAGUCUGGUCAGGCAAUGCCUUUCAGAAGCUGAGAUUAAAAAAACCUGCCACCUCCUUGUGCUUGGAACCACAAUCACAUAUAAGUUAAAAUAGAAAUAAAAUCUAAACAGAGUGGACCCCUUUGGACUCCUCCACGUAUUUUAAGGCUGUGUUCAAAUGCCAGAGUUUGCCAUUGCUUUAGGAUUACUCUGGUGCACGAGGGAAGUCAUGGCAGGCUCCUAUUGCUAAGUAAACCUUUCUGACGGUGGCUGUGUACAGCUAUAAUUGACUCCUACUCAGUGCCUCAAUCUAAGCAUUCUUGGCUGCUUUUUUUCUUUAAAAACUGAACUGCGGGAGAUGACACAGACUGUGUCCUAGUGUUAACAAAAUCCCCCAGUCUCUGCAUGUGGCAUCUCAAAGAAUCAGUUCAGGGUCUUUCAGAAAAUAAGGAUCACAUUUCUGGGAGAGAGGAAACUCAGAUGAACAAACCCCAGACACAGGAAAAUAUGCCCUAGUCUAGUGUCAUAUGAGUGAGGGAAAAAAAUCUUCAGCCCCAACAUAUGGCACCACACACGUAGCCCAGUAACAUCCACUUUUGCUAGAUAGAGAGGGCAGCACGGGGAAUUAUUAUCCUUCUGGGGAGGACGUGGCCAUAGAAUUUUGACCCCACUGCUGUUCACUGAAUCCCCCACUGGCUGCUGAUCACAGAUGGGACACAACAAAGCUUAGGAUGCUCUUUGUGCCAAUAUAGUUGGGCUCCGGUGAUGGCUGGUGCUGCAGAGGCAUCAUCCCCACUUUCCGUAUGGCCAGGAGAAGCUAUAGCUGCUUUAGGUCCAUCCAGCUCUCCUAGAUUCUGCUCAGCACUGCAGAAUCUACUAUUUUACAGUUUGCACAGUUUUACCCAUAGAGCAAUAUAUAUGUAAGCAAAUGUAAGUCACAGAACAGGUCUGAAAUAAUUAAUUCUUCCAGUGUGGACCUUUGGCUGUAACUGCUGAGAAGCAUCCCAACAGAAAAGCUGCAGACAAAUAAAACUACAGACAGAAUGAUGAAGGAUGGGGAAAGCUUCUGGGCUCAAGAGAGGCAGCACAAUCUAAUCCAAGAAGAUAUUUCAUUAUCUGGACCAUCUCAGACAUUGGCUGAAGAAUUUGCAAAAGCUGCAAGACAACUUAAACAAGAAGCUCCUGGUAUCAGAUUUGGCAAAGUUGAUGUCACAGACCAAAAAGAUCUGAAAAAAGAAUUUAACAUUCAAGAGUUUCCUACUGUGAAGUUCUUUGUGGAUGGUGAUAGGAACAACCCUAUCGAUUGCAAAGGUGUCAGAGAGGCCUCUGCAUUUAUUACUUGGAUGAGAAGAAGAAUAGGACCCAGCACUGUGGUUAUCAAUAGUACUGACCAGGCUGAAGCUAUCAUCAACUCUGACGAUUUGGCAGUGCUUGGCUUUUUUAAGGAACUUCACGGUGGAACAGUGGAAGUUUUCUAUGAGACUGCGAGAGAUGUGCCAGAGCUGCCUUUCGGGGUGACAGCCAGCGAGGAGGUUUUUGUGAGCUAUGGCAUCCGAGAGAACACUAUUGCUGUGUUCAAGAAGGGAAAACCUGUACAUCAUGAAGUGUCUGAAGAUGGCAAGCAGAACAAAGUGGAUCUUACCAGAUUAAUUAAAACUUUUACUAUGGAUUUGGUCACAGAGUAUAAUCUUGAGACAUCCGUGAAGAUUUUUGAUGUCCCUGUUGAAAAUCACAUUCUGCUCUUCACCCCAAAGAAUUCAGAGACCUUCAACAAGACGUAUGAAGAUUAUGAAUCUGCUGCUGCAGAAUUUAGAGGAAAGAUAAUGUUCAUUUUGGUAGACACAAAUGAAACCAGAAAUGGACGUGUAUUUGAAUAUUUUCGCAUCACUGAGAUAGACGUCCCUGCUGUGCGAAUCUUAAACCUGACGAGUGAUGCAAAGUACAAAAUGCCUGCAGAUGAGGUGACUGUGGAGAAUCUAAGAAGCUUCUGUCACAGCUAUCUAGGUGGGACAGCAAAGCCACAUGUAUCUAGUGAAGAAAUUCCAGAGGACUGGGACAAGAAUCCCGUUAAGAUGCUUGUUGGAAAGAACUUCAACAAGGUUGCCUUUAAUAAGACCAAGAAUGUGUUUGUAAUGUUCUAUGCACCUUGGUCCCAUGACUGUAGGAAACUCUUUCCAAUUUGGGAUGAACUGGGCAAGAAAUAUGAAAACCAUGAAAAUAUAGUAAUUGCCAAAAUAGACUUCACAGCAAAUGACAUUCAGUUAGUUAUGCUGGACCGUUAUCCAUUCUUUAGAUUCUUUCCUGUUGGAUCCAGUGACCAGGCUGUAGUAUAUGACAAGGAACACACCCUUGAGGCUUUUGCUGAUUUCUUGGAAAAACAAAUCAAGCCAAAAGCAAAAGCAACAGAAAAGACUCCUAGAGAAAGCAAAGAGGAUCUCACUGAAGGAGAGCCGGUCAUAAAACAGAAAGAAGAACUUUAACUCCACAGUGAAGGGAAAAGAUUCCAUAGGAAGAUAGCCUGAGGAUGAGGAUGCUCUACACAAGGAAAACUGGCUCUGCAUCAUUUCUUUACUGAUGUUUUUGUCCAACCUGUGUCCGUGUCUCAGGGCUUAAAGCAAUCUUCCAUUUGCCCAAGAAAUGUUUUUUAUUAUCAGGGCUUGCUGUCCCCCUCGACUUUCUCUGUGUACACAGCCUGCUCCGAGACUGCUUGUGAGCACCACGUGUAGUUUAUUUACGUUUCCUGUCACUUUUACAGUGUUGCACAGUGCCAUAGCUGCAACAUCCUCAGUCUCUUAGGACUGGAAUGGUGAGAGAUCUGUCAUAGGGCUAACGCUGAGAGCCUGCCUUUCUCUGACUGUCUCACCCUUUCUUCCCUGACACUUUUUUCCCCUAGGUAACCCAUUCCAGUGCUUCACCACCCUCCUAGUGAAAUAGUUUUUCCUAAUAUCCAACCUGGACCUCUCCCACCACAACUUGAGACCAUUGCUCCUUGUUCUACCAUCUGUCACUACUGAUUUUUUUUUAGAGUCAAUGUAAUAAAACCACCACCAAUUGUGUACUUUAACAUAGCUCUUGUUACAGAAAUAAUAAAAAUGGACGCAGUAGCUAGAACUCAGUAAUUCUUAACCCUUUUAAUUGAAAAAAUAUCCCAAUGAUUUCAAUUGCUACUGCACUAGAUGGAGUGUUUAAUAUUUGCCAGGAUAGUUUGCCCAAUAACUGAGCCCAAAAGUACAGACGUGACUUUUUUUGGCGAACCCCCGCCUUUGUCGAAAAGCCACUUUUCCUCAAAAAGUGAGGUUUACAUGG